UGUUCUCAGUGUCUAUAUUUCAAAUCUAACGAUAACGUUGGAUCGUAUCAACGGUUUUGAACUUUAUAGCCGACCUUUAAAACAAUUUAUAAAUAGUGAUAUUAUUAGUUUUUCUUUUACGAAAUUAACAGUGUAGAGGUUAUAGUAGUUUUAAUAUUUUCGAAAUUUGCGUAGUGUUUCAACAAUAACCUUUCCAGUUUGAUAUUGUUUUAUCAAGAAAUAAAUUAUGGCACCUGAAAUUACGACUGAACACCCGCCAUCUUGUGAAGACGUAGCAUCUUUAGACAUUCGAGAUAAAUGCAGAGAACUAAUAUUGGAUAAUGAAAAAAUUCGCAAAUUAAUGAAAGUGUUCCUGGAAAAUGUUGAAAGAGGUCUGAAGAAAGCAACUCAUCCAACUUCUAUUGUUAAAUGUUUUCCUACAUAUGUACAAGAUCUUCCCAACGGCACAGAAAAAGGAAAAUUCUUAGCACUUGAUCUCGGAGGCACAAAUUUCAGAGUCUUGUUGAUAGAACUUAGCGGCGAACAUUUUGAAAUGAAAUCUAAAAUCUUCGCCAUACCCCAACACAUCAUGUUAGGUUCAGGAGAACAACUCUUCGACCACAUUGCUGAAUGUUUGGCUAUUUUCGUCAAAGAAGAACAAGUAGCUGAUCAAAAACUACCCCUUGGUUUCACGUUCAGUUUCCCCCUCUCUCAAACGGGUUUAACCGUCGGUUAUUUAGAAAGAUGGACCAAAGGUUUCAAUUGUUCAAACGUUGUUGGCAAUGACGUGGUUCAAAUGUUAAAUGAAGCGAUUGAUAGACGAGGGGAUGUACAAAUUGAGAUUUGUGCUAUUUUAAACGAUACUACAGGAACAUUAAUGUCCUGUGCUUGGAAAAAUCAUGCUACAAGGAUUGGGCUAAUAGUUGGUACCGGAUCUAAUGCCUGUUAUGUGGAAAAACAAAAGAACGCUGAAAUGUGGAGUGAUGUCGACAUGGGAUCUGGCAAUGUAUUAAUUAACUUGGAAUGGGGUGCAUUUGGUGACGACGGAGCCCUGGACUUUGUUAGAACUGAAUAUGACGAGGACAUCGACAGAAAUUCUGUGAAUCCUUCAAAACAAAAAUGUGAAAAAAUGAUUUCCGGCAUGUACAUGGGUGAGUUGGUUCGACUGGCUUUGGAAAGGUUCACAAAAGAAGGUUUGCUUUUUGGUGGAAAAGGUUCAGAUAUGUUAUUUGAAAGAGGUAGAUUCUACACAAAAUAUGUUUCCGAAAUUGAAAGUGAUCCCCCAGGAGUUUUUAAUAACCUGAGAGAUAUCUGUGAAGAAUUAGCGUUAAAGCAUGCUACAGAACAAGAUUUUAUAAAUAUAAGGUAUAUUUGCGAAUGCAUAUCAAGACGGUCAGCCCAUUUAGUGUCAGCAGGUUUGGCAACGUUGCUUAAUAAAAUGGACGAGAAAAAUGUCACAAUUGGUAUUGAUGGAUCAGUGUACAGAUUCCAUCCUCAUUUCCACAAUCUAAUGAUGGAGAAAAUUAAGGAAUUAGUCGACCCCAGUAUAGAGUUUGAUCUGAUGUUAUCGGAAGACGGCAGUGGACGUGGUGCUGCCUUGGUAGCAGCAGUAGCUGCCAGACUACAAAAAGAGGCUAUUCGAACAUAACACUUACCAUGAUAAGAUAAUUUUUUUAAUUAAGAUAAACUAUUCUCCGUUAAAACUCAUAGUUAAUUUGUUGGGGUUCCUAUAGACUGCAUUUGUAGAUAUUAAAAAAUAAUAAAAAAAAGGAAUCUUUAUUUUUAAACCAUACUAUGUGACUAUCAGAUUUAAUCCCGAAAUUUUGACCGACUUCUUGAAUGUUAAUUUUGGUCGGUAGCUCGGGAUUUGUUAUUUUUAUAAAACAGUCUAUUAGUUCUAGUAACCAGCACUAACCUCGCAGAAACUUUUAGUCUGAAAUGACCCUAAACUAUUAAUAAAUAAACGAAAAGAAUAAUUAAAUUUAAAAAAUGGGAUGAGCUCGAUAAAUUUUAAAUGGGUAAAAAUAAAGCUAGUAAAAAAAUUAUUAGUUUUCUCUAUGUUGAUCCUUAUAGGAUAGAUACACUACUUUUGUUUAAGAAAUAACGUUGUUAAUUUUUAAGAAUAAAAUGAAAUGUGUGAAACAUGCCUAAUAUUCUUUCUGAAGGCGCCAAUUAUCUACUUUCCAAAGAUAUUUAUUUUAUUAGUUUCAGUUGUAGAAUCCGGAUUUUGGUCAUAUAUUUCUAGUAUCUUUCUAGUCCUAGAAAAAUACAGAAAAAUAAUCAUAAAAAUGUAAACAACAUUCGCUGUAUAUAGACAUAGCCAUAAUUUGCCAUGGUCAGGAUAAACGUUAUCAAUAUUUUCCUUGGGAGAUCCAAAACACUAGAAGUUUGCACCGAGUCAGACACCAGGUCAAACAAAUUUGGGUUAGAGAUUGCUCACACUCUUGGCGCCGGGCUAUUUCGACAUUGAAUCCGUCUCUUAUAUUUUCUCAGUCUCCCUGGUGGUCUCCUAAAUCUUACAUAAUCUGACUGAUUAUACAGGGUGUUUCAUUGGUAAACAGACAAAACGUAACCGUGGAUAAGGGACACUAAGAUGGUUCUAAAACACCUACGGUUAAUGGGUCUCACGUCAUUAAUAACAAAGAUACAGGGUGUUUUAAGGAGUUUGCUCAUUUCUUUUGAAGUUCAUAAUUUACGAACCCCUAGUAUAUUUUUUGAAAAUUGGUUUUCUUGUUUCCCUUUUACUGCAAAAACGACUGACGUAAUAUCCAGAAUAAAAAUCCAGGUCCAUAUUAACAAAAAACUUAUAAAUUUUUGUUUUCUUCAAACAGCCACUGUAUAUCAGAAUUUUUAAAAUCCUAUUUGAUAUUUUAAAAGAAAACAAAACAUUGAAUUAAACAAUGUACUUUUUGUAGUUGCGCAUCCGAUUCUACGGGUGACAUUUUAAUCUCGAAUUUACAUUUUUUAUUAAAACCAGUUAAUAACAUUUCAAAAAGUUUAUUUUUGUUAAUAAAUUAAGAAAAUAAUUUACUGUGAUCUGUUGAAACUAAAAUAUGUCUGGCAGUACCUGUGUAUCUCAAUAAACUCAAUGUGAGUACAGCCACUGUUUUAGAACAAAAUAUUGCAUUUUCCAAAUAUUUUUAUAACAUUUUAAAUAAUUAUUUACACGAACAAAGAACAAAAAUUGCUCGAAUUUACCCCCAUGCAGUUUAGUGCUCGUUUUGUAAUGCUUCUUAUUGCCUUUCUAAUAAAGCCUCGAAUAUUUCUUAAUUCUUCGCAAGCGUUUUCUAUCCUUUGUAAAAGCUCUUCUCUACUAUUUAUUAAAUACUAGGUGGUUCGUUAGUUAUAAUUUUCGAAAGAAAUGAGACAACUCCAUAAAACACCCUGUAUAUGUGUUAGUAAAGACGUGAGACCCAUUAAUCAUAGGUUUUUUAGAACCAUCCACGGUUACCUGUUUAACUGUUUACCAAUGAAACGCCCUGUAGCAGUUCUCAUGCAAAAAAGUUGUCCGUUUGCAACUCAUUUCUUUCAACCACUUUUUAGGCCCAGUUGUCUUCGUAAAUGUCAAUUAGUCAGUACAUUGUAAUGAGGUAGAUUUUAUGUUUUCUAAUAUCUUUAUCGUUGUGUAAUUUAACUCUAUAUCUACCAUCUUAUGUGGACUCUAUUCAGUCAACCAAGAAUGCAAUAUUCCGUUAUAAAGUGUACCAAUGCGAGGGGUAAUGUUCUAAAAACUGAAGCCUUUAUCUCUUAUAUUUUAUCGUAGAGUUUGUGUAGUAUAUUAUUACUGGUUUUUAGCUUCUCCGCAAAAUGUUCAGUAAAGGGUCACUCCCCAAAUACUUUAUAUAGCUGUUAAACUUCAACUUUUGCUCUGUAUCCAUACUCUGGAUUUUUUCCUAAGGCCUUUUGAUAAAUUAUUAAGCCUUCAGGCCAGUGGUACAUAUCUCUAUGAACAUAUUAGCAAUAGUAUCUGUUAGUAAACAAUAGUGGUGCUGGCACCGAACUUUGGGGCAAAUAGCUCUUUAAACCUGUACUAUAAGCUUAUGCGUAUGAAUUAAAAAAUAAUUUCCAUACUCUACUCGUCACAUUCUGAUGAUAAAUCAAUAAAUACAGCGACAUACUUUUUUCUUUUCUGAAAUUAUUUGGACGGUUAAAGAAAGAUACUUGGUUGUUGCAUUUAAAUUCCUUUUUAUAAUUUUUUUUUUUUUUUAAAUAUGGAUAUAUCAGCUUUAUUGAAAUUUUCUGGAACAAUAACCGACUGUGAGGCUUGUAUAAGAAUCUUUGGAUAUUUAUAAACGUUCUUCAGUUUCUGAGGUUAGUGCGGUAAUUUUGUUAGUGAUAAAAUUUAUUUAUUUAGUUUUUUUGUCAUGUACAUUGUGAUUUUUAUGCAUUGCCUUUAAAAAAUACUCUUCAGACAAUAUUAAUUGUUUUUAAUCAUUUUAUGUUAGAUGUGAUCUUAUUGUGAGGCCAGAGUUUAAAAUUUUUCCGAUAAAAUAAACUGUACAAAUUGUAUCUACUUAGUUUCAUCGAUUGAAAGGAAAAUGUUUAAAUGUGGGCUCUGGUUAGCAUAAUAUAGAUUUUUUUAUAAGAUAUAUAUGUAUAUACUUUUGCUUAAUAUGAAGUACUUUUUAUCAAGAAAUGUACUUAACAUUGGAAGUUUUUAUAUGAAGGCAAUGAUUUAUUUUAUUGGAAAAAUAUAAAUAUACGCAGUGUAAAUUAUACACAG
Molecule: messenger RNA, 4702 nt
Organism: Psylliodes chrysocephalus
Lineage: Eukaryota; Metazoa; Arthropoda; Insecta; Coleoptera; Chrysomelidae
Source: the annotation of a GenBank genome assembly